This is a messenger RNA of Trichechus manatus latirostris (Florida manatee), 3455 nucleotides long. RefSeq names its product GIT ArfGAP 1 (gene GIT1). The transcript is spliced from 20 exons. Bases 129 to 2255 code for a protein of 708 amino acids. Gene Ontology annotation, biological process: regulation of G protein-coupled receptor signaling pathway; synaptic vesicle recycling; regulation of ARF protein signal transduction. Gene Ontology annotation, cellular component: cytosol; postsynapse; synapse. NCBI's taxonomy places the organism in Eukaryota, Metazoa, Chordata, Mammalia, Sirenia, Trichechidae. Gene Ontology annotation, molecular function: small GTPase binding; GTPase activator activity. The record is from RefSeq and is a predicted model, not a curated record.
GCUGGGCCUCCAUCAGCAGGGGUGUGCUGGUGUGUGACGAGUGCUGCAGCGUGCACCGGAGCCUGGGACGUCACAUCUCCAUCGUCAAGCACCUUCGCCACAGCGCCUGGCCUCCCACGCUGCUGCAGAUGGUGCACACGCUCGCCAGCAAUGGGGCCAACUCCAUCUGGGAGCACUCCCUGCUGGACCCCGCACAAGUACAGAGCGGCCGACGCAAAGCCAACCCCCAAGACAAAGUGCACCCCAUCAAGUCCGAGUUCAUCAGGGCCAAGUACCAGAUGCUGGCAUUUGUGCACAAGCUUCCCUGCCGGGACGAUGAUGGGGUCACCGCCAAAGACCUCAGCAAGCAAUUGCACUCAAGUGUGCGGACGGGCAACUUGGAGACAUGUCUGCGCCUGCUGUCCCUGGGCGCCCAGGCCAACUUCUUCCAUCCGGAGAAGGGUACCACACCUCUGCACGUGGCCGCCAAGGCAGGGCAGACGCUGCAGGCCGAGCUGCUUGUAGUGUAUGGGGCUGACCCUGGCUCCCCUGACGUUAAUGGCCGCACACCCAUCGACUAUGCCAGGCAGGCGGGGCACCAUGAGCUGGCGGAAAGGUUAGUCGAGUGUCAGUAUGAGCUCACUGACCGAUUGGCCUUCUACCUCUGUGGACGCAAGCCGGAUCACAAGAAUGGGCAUUACAUCAUCCCACAGAUGGCUGACAGAUCUCGGCAAAAGUGCAUGUCUCAGAGCCUGGACCUAUCUGAGCUGGCCAAAGCUGCCAAGAAGAAGCUACAGGCGCUCAGCAACCGGCUCUUUGAAGAACUCGCCAUGGAUGUGUACGACGAGGUAGAUCGAAGAGAAAAUGACGCAGUGUGGCUGGCAACCCAAAACCACAGCACCCUGGUGACGGAGCGCAGUGCUGUGCCCUUCCUGCCUGUGAACCCUGAGUACUCAGCCACACGGAAUCAGGGGAGACAGAAGUUAGCCCGCUUUAAUGCUCGAGAGUUUGCCACCUUGAUCAUCGACAUUCUCAGCGAGGCCAAGCGAAGACAGCAGGGCAAGAGCUUGAGCAGCCCGACAGACAACCUUGAGUUCUCCACACGGAGCCAGAGUGACCUCGACGACCAGCACGACUAUGACAGCGUGGCUUCCGACGAGGACACGGACCAGGAGCCCCUGCGCAGUGCUGGUGCCACUCGGAACAACCGUGCCCGGAGCAUAGACUCCUCAGACCUGUCUGAUGGGGCUGUGACGCUGCAAGAGUACCUGGAGCUGAAGAAAGCCCUGGCUACCUCCGAGGCAAAAGUGCAGCAGCUCAUGAAGGUCAAUAGUAGCUUGAGUGAUGAACUGCGGAGGCUGCAGAGGGAGAUCCACAAGCUACAGGCAGAGAACCUGCAGAUCCGGCAGCAGUCGGGGCCUGUGCCCACACCCCCCAUCCCCAGUGAAAGGGCAGAACACUCCACCGUGGGUCCUGGCGGGAGUGCCCACCGCAGGGACCGCCAGGCCUUCUCCAUGUAUGAACCAGGCUGCGCCCUGAAGCCCUUUGGGGCCCCACCCGGGGACGAGCUUACAACGCGGCUACAGCCUUUCCACAGCACUGAGCUGGAGGAUGACGCCAUCUAUUCAGUGCACAUGCCCUCUGGCCUUUACCGGAUCCGGAAAGGGGUAUCAGCCUCAGCAGUGCCCUUCGCUCCCUCCUCCCCGCUGCUGUCGUGCCCCCAGGAAGGAAGCCGCCACCCGAGCAAGCUUUCCCGCCAUGGCAGCGGUGCCGACAGCGACUAUGAGAACACACAAAGUGGGGACCCAUUGCUUGGACUGGAAGGGAAGAGGUUUCUAGAGCUGGGCAAGGAGGAGGAUUUCCACCCAGAGUUGGAAAGCCUGGAUGAAGACUUGGACCCCGGGCUUCCCAGCACAGAAGAUGUCAUCCUGAAGACGGAGCAGGUCACCAAGAACAUUCAGGAAUUGUUGCGGGCUGCCCAAGAAUUCAAGCAUGACAGCUUUGUGCCCUGCUCAGAGAAGAUCCACUUGGCUGUGACCGAGAUGGCCUCUCUCUUCCCAAAGAGGCCAGCCCUGGAGCCAGUGCGUAGCUCACUGCGGCUGCUCAAUGCCAGCGCCUACAGGCUGCAGAGUGAGUGCCGGAAGACAGUGCCUCCAGAGCCUGGCGCCCCUGUGGACUUCCAGCUGCUGACUCAGCAGGUGAUCCAGUGCGCCUAUGACAUCGCCAAGGCUGCCAAGCAGCUGGUCACCAUCACCACCCGAGAGAAGAAGCAGUGACCACUCCCUACACCCUCACCCACACCCUGGGACCUCACUGGCCACGGGAGCUGGGCCACUCCAGACACUAAUCCCACCCCAACAGAGCCACCGGCACAAGUGCCCUUAGGCUGCCAUGCUCCCCUGGCAGCCAGGUGCCCUGGUGCCCGCCCCUCAAGCCCCAAGGAUGGGGAGGUGGGGUGGCAGGAGUUUCUGUCCCCCACAUUCCAUACACCUCUCCCCUGUACAUAACACCCCAUCCCCUUCUAGCGUGCAGGGGCCUGGACGGCAUCACUCCCAGCCCCUUGCCCUCUAGGGCACCCUCAGAAAGGGUCAAGGUGGGGACACUCCCAAGCGGGGCAGCUCCUCCUACAUGCACCCCACCCCCAUGAGCCAGUUCAGCCCUAUUGGGGGCUGAGCGGGGGCAUCCCGCUCGUUUGUACAUAAUCUCUGGAUGUCCCUGCCCUGUAGCCACCAGCCCCCCUGCUGCUCUCUUUCUUUAAUGCCAAACGGCCCCACCCUGUGUGCCGGGGCCCCAGCAGCAAACACUGGAAAAUCUUUUUUUUCCCCCUCUCUCAUCUCUGUUCCACCCCUUAAUUUUAACUUUGUGGUAACAGUGUCCCCGAGUGCCUGCGUGAGAGUGUGCGGGGCGGCAGUGCCGUUCCGGAGGCCUGGUCCAUCCGGGUUUCUGUGAGGGGUGAGGGGACCAGAGCAGUGGGACCAGCAUUGGGGAUCAGCCUCUCUCUCGCCUACCCUGGGGCCAGGGACUGCCGAGGUAACCAGCUGUGGUCCUACCAGCUGCCUCCCCUCAUCUCUCCCCCCACCCAUACCCCUUCUCUAUGAACUUAAAUGGAUACCACUUCCUCUAUCUUUCCUCACCCUCCCUUGUGGAAGGGGAACUUGUACUGGCUGGGGCUGAGAACUGAGCACCCCGAGCCUGGGGCUGGCUCCCCGGGGUCCCCAACUCAGCUGGUGGGUGUGAGCCCCGUUCUCGUCAUCUCUGAGGCCAGCACCCACCAUCAGCACCUGCACCUCUGCUGUGGUCCCACCCUUUGGGAGCCUGGGCUGCAGCCUGGGAGGGCAGCACAUGCCAGCUCUUCUCCCCACCCCGCCUCUUCCCUAGGGGCCAGGCCCUAUCUGUGUGGUGGUGGGUGGGCUGACUGUCAAGACAUGUGUCAUGUACAUUUGUAUCAAAAAUAAAUAAGUGACCAUGGUGCUGUU